Molecule: messenger RNA, 543 nt
Organism: Eruca vesicaria subsp. sativa (arugula)
Lineage: Eukaryota; Viridiplantae; Streptophyta; Magnoliopsida; Brassicales; Brassicaceae
Source: the annotation of a GenBank genome assembly
AUGGAGCACUUCUACCAAUUCCAACGGCGGCUUGUCCUCUUCCUAGGUCUUGGAUUAUUGCUGUCUCUUCUUGCUUCAUCUGCUGUGAAGUGCAAUGCCUUGGAAGGUUCCGGUGAUACAGUAGUCAUUUCUCUCAAUGCAAGAAGCUUAAUUUCCAAUUACAAAGACCUCACCAGCCUCUCUAGAAAGCUUCUGCAAUCUUCCGAUAUUGGCGACGGGACCAAAAGGAUCGGACAAGACUGCUCAAACGAUGACAUUGUUGUCUUUCAAGGCUCAACGGUUCCACUUCCAAAUGGAGUACCUGCAUUUACAGUUGAGAUCUUAAACGCAUGUGCCUCUGAUUGCAGCGUUGCGGAGAUCCACGUCAAUUGUGGCUGGUUCAGCUCGGUCAGACUGGUUAACCCUAGAGUUUUCAGGAGACUCUCCUACGAUGAUUGUCUUGUCAAUGACGGUCAACCUCUUGCACCUGGACAGACACUCUCCUUUCAGUAUGCUAACAGCUUCUCUUAUCCUCUCUCUGUUUCUUCAGUCUCUUGCUUCUAG